Messenger RNA from Bombyx mandarina (wild silkworm), 3293 nucleotides. RefSeq lists its product as uncharacterized. Lineage: Eukaryota; Metazoa; Arthropoda; Insecta; Lepidoptera; Bombycidae. Gene Ontology annotation, biological process: regulation of transcription by RNA polymerase II. The record is from RefSeq and is a predicted model, not a curated record.
UAAUUGUGCUUUGUGCGACAAGAUGGAAGAUCGAGGUCCAGCUAAGAGAAAAGUAAAACCAGUAGAGCCUCAGUCGUUGCUAGAUUUUGACCUCGAAGAAGGCGAAAGCUCAGAUGAUUCUGACUUUCGUAUUGAAGAUCAUCCAGAAGAGAGUGAUGAUUAUUCCAUCAAUAGUGAUGAUGACGAUAAAAAGUAUGAAAAGAAUGCUUCUGAAGAGGAAACUGGAUCAGAUGAUGAUGACUUCAAAGGGUCUAGCAAUAAGAUUGGAGAAGAAGCUUCAGCUAUAGAUGUUCUUGAGAAAGCUAAAAAGCAUGAGUUUAAGUUUCCAGGUGAACUAGCUAAUCUCUUGAUUUGUGCUGGGUGCCUAGGCUCUCGAAGUGAUGACUUCAAUGAAAUUGUUGAAUGUGAUGGUUGUGGUGUUACUGUUCAUGAGGGCUGUUAUGGUGUUUCUGAUGUGACUAGUGAAUCAAGUACAGUUAGUUCAGCAUCUACUGAACCAUGGUUUUGUGAAGCUUGUAAGGCUGGUGUCACCGAUCCCAACUGUGAAUUAUGCCCUAACAAAGGUGGGAUUUUCAAGGAGACUGAAGUGGGUGCUUGGGUGCAUUUGGUUUGUGCACUCUACGUCCCUGGGGUUGCAUUUUCAGAGGUAGAACGUUUAUCAGGUGUGACUCUUUUCGAAAUGGCUUAUUCUCGUUGGGGAGCACGUUCUUGCGCACUAUGUGAAGAUGUGACUCUGGCACGUACAGGAGUGUGUGUGGGAUGCGAUGCUGGCUUGUGUAAAACAUUCUUCCAUGUAACUUGUGGUCAGCGGGAAGGUCUUUUAGCUGAGGCACACACAGAAGAAGUAGAGCAAGCUGAUCCAUUUUACGCUCACUGUAGACUGCACUCUGACAAAACACUAGUUAAAAAACGGAAAAGAAACUGGCUAGCUUUGCAGCUGAGAACUGAAAAAAGAAAAUUUGAGUUAAAAGAAAAUUUGAGUACUGACGAGAAACUUCGAAUUCAGCGGAAACUAGUGAAGUACAGGAAAAAGUACUUACAACAGAAAAAUAAUAGAAAUCCUCCAUGGGUUCCAACACAAAAGAUGGCCAGGAUGCUUUACAGCAGUGCUUCUGCAAUACGGAAGUUUCAAAGGAAAGCAGAAUGUAUGGGAAUAGAUACACAUGCGUUGGAGUUCCAAGACGCACAGAUGGCAGCACUGAAAGAUGUUUCUCGCCGAUGGCACGUCCCGCCGGCUUUCUCCGUCGAAUUCGUCGGCUACUACUUGGAUAGAAAUAACCGAGCGACAACCCUGAGAGAGUCUCUUGAAAGAUUAACGAAAGAUAAUGAGAGGUUGCUUGCUGGCGAUGACAAGUUAAGAGCUGAAUAUGAUGAAGCAUCCAAAGAGAACACGGAAGCGCUUGCCGAGUUGUCUUCGGCCAGACAAGCAUUGCAAAAGAUAUACGCGGCUAUAAUCGCGAUAUGUCCAAAGAAAACCGCGCCCUCAAUACUGGAGGACAAGCCACUGCUGCCUCCCGAACUACCACGAUCCACACCUAAAGUCACACCGCAACAGUUGCAGAGACGAGGGUCGGCUACCAGGUCGAUGUCUGUGCCGACUGCGGCCGCACUUAAGAUGGGGGUUGGUUUUCCUCUUAGCGACAACCUGGACGCUCGCCAUGGAAAAGUCUUGUCUACUUCGGUCGAAGCGUCGUUGUGCGGCGCGUGUGCGGUGUGCGGCGGCCGCAGCGAGCGACCCCUGAUGGCGGCGUGCGACACGUGCCGCCGGCACUACCAUCUGCACUGUCUGCGGCCCCCGCUCACUCGCCCGCCCAAGAAGAGCAAACUGUACGGAUGGCAAUGUUCGGAGUGUGAUAAAACAUCCGAUUCCGAACCAGAGGUGUUAGAAAAGAAAGGUCCUCGUCGUUCCCGAAUACGGUACAGUAAAGACGGAGCCAUAAUCGCCGACCCGCAGAGUCCCGGCACGGCACCGCCGUCUCCGCCGUCCAAGUCCUCGGAACAAUCCCACAGACAGGAAAAGCACGCGAAAAGCGCUGUCACAGAAAAUUUAUCACCAAUCAAAGUUACGAUAAAACCGUUCGAGUUCAGCGAUGGUAAUGAAACUGCCGAAAUCAAGUUGAAGAAGGACAAAAAGAUCAAGAAGUCCAAGCUAAAAGAAUACGGGUCGACUUCGGCCGGUGAAGGAGAUUCUAUCCCGAAGAAAUUACACAAAAGAAGCUUCACUUCACCAGCCCUGACGAAUACCCCGUUGAUGUCGAUUACACCUAUUGUGGCUGACAGCCCUAAUGAUUCUCAUAACGAAAACUCGAACGCGUCUAACAACGUCGGAUCUACGAAAGAGUUUGUGUCACAAAAUAUAUCAUUCUCAUCGCUCCUUCACGAUAUAAAGGACAAAGAGAGAGAUAGUAAGAGCAUUGAGACGUCGAUAGAAAAUACAUUGGCCAAUUUAUCAUCCGAUAUCGCUACGUACAAGGCGAACCGGAAACGAAGAAAGGAAAAACAUAGGUCACGUUAUUCGCCGGAUUUGUUAAGGUCACCUUCGAAGUCACAUAAACAUAAAAGGAAGAAGAAAACUCAAGAUAUGGAGAAUCCAGAAAUGCCGCAUCCUAGGAUUACCAUCAAGAUAAAGCCGAUACCAAAACCGGACGGAUCUCUCGACACGCAGAUGUUCUACGUUCCCACUGACAGCAACGACGGCCCUCCGCCUGCGGUCAUGAAGAAACUCUCGAAGCACGCCGAACAAGAGGUAACAAAGCCACCAGAGGAGGCACCAGUACCGUCGGUGGUGGAUGAUACGAACGAGACUCCGUUGCCUCCCCCGACAACUCAGGAGGAAAAUGGAACCGAAACGAAAUGUACCAAACCCAAGCGAGUACGCGGCGGCAGGAGUAGCCGCGGUCCCACCAGCGCGUCGGACGCGCCGCCUGCCGCGCUCUGUCCCAUGACGCACUGCGACGUGUGCCACCAGCCCGGGGACAACACCAACCUUGUUAGGUGCGACGAGUGUAACAAGAGGUACCACUUUACCUGUCUGGAGCCUCCCCUGAACAAGAAUCCUAAGAAACGCGGCUAUUCCUGGCACUGCGCUGAUUGUGAUCCUACGGACGUUGAAGAAAACAAUUAAUAUCAAGAUCUGAUUUUAAUUUUUAAAUUAGUGUUUAGUUGAAACGUUACAUAUAAUGUCAGUGAUAAGUUACUUAAAUUGUGUACUAUGACUUAAUUAAUAGUGGAAAUAUUCUACGUUAGUCAGUAAAUAUUACCAGUUUACAAUAUCAUGUAAUAAAUGACAUGUU